AUGGCUCGUACUCGGGCACAAUCACAUGCAAGCGUAAGGGGCGAAGCUUGGAGUUCGACCACCAAGGAAAAGCCUUCCACAGCAGCAUAUAAACCAAUCAGUCCAAUCAGAAAGCGCAAGUUAGGACAUGAAGGGUUACCGCCCGAAAAAGCGAAGAAGAAGAAAAUCGCUCGAAGGAUAAGUCCCACCCGAAAGGGUGGUGACAGUCAAACCAAGGGAGCAAAAGAAGACGCUGAGAUGGCAAAUGACAAAGCGGUCGAAGACAAAGCCGCGAUUAAUCAGUCGAUCACGCAUGCUAAACUUGACGCCCUGAUCGCAAAAUACGGGCAACGUCCGCUUUCUGAUGUGGAUUUAUCGUCGCCGAAUCAGCCAACGCCCGAAACCAUCCUCGCCCAUAUCUUGAAUGCGCUCUUGUCGUCUGCACGUAUUUCGCACAAUAUUGCCAAACAGGCCCUGCGAAAUCUGGUCAGCCGAGCAUAUCAUGAUUUUAGAACGCUGAAAGCUAGCACCUGGAAGGAGCGCGUAACGUUGCUAGACGAAGCAGGGUAUGUCCGAUAUGAUUUCAAAACUGCUACAGAGCUGGGAAAAUUGGCAACCUGGCUAAAGAACAAAUAUGGCUCCGACGCGACCGAAAUUCUGCCCGUGGGACAUGAUCCGACAACAAAUCGCAAUAUCCUCGCGAAGCGUCUGAUGGAGAUCAACGGACUGGGGCCUCUUGGAGUCGAAAUCUUCAUCUCCACUGUCCAGAUGGUCUGGCCUGCCGUUUGUCCUUUCAUCGCCAGCCGUGAUUUGAAGGUAGCCGAGCAGAUAGGGCUUGGCAAAGACGUGGAUGUGAUCUACGACCUGUUGGGAAAGGAUCCUGAGAAGAUGGCGAGACUGAGUUCUGCGCUUUCGACCAUCAGACUAGAGAAGCAUGUUGGAGAGUUCACAUGA
Messenger RNA from Cladophialophora psammophila CBS 110553, 933 nucleotides. RefSeq lists its product as uncharacterized. Lineage: Eukaryota; Fungi; Ascomycota; Eurotiomycetes; Chaetothyriales; Herpotrichiellaceae. The transcript is spliced from 2 exons. Bases 1 to 933 code for a protein of 310 amino acids. The record is from RefSeq and is a predicted model, not a curated record.